AUUUUUAUUUUUAUUUUAAAAUCAUUUGAGGACUAAAUAUGAAAUUAUGCGAUCUGACAAUUUUAAUGAUCUUAUUUUACCCGAAUCCGAAAACCGAUGGAUCUUGGGCGGUCGGGCCGUAAUGUCAGAACCUCACAAAACCCUCGGUCUUCAAACUGGCAGCCUUACCUAAACCUUUCUCCUUCACAACUGUUAAACACUCAUUUUCAAUAUCAACCAGAGGAAUAUUAACAAUAAUACUGUAUUCUAAAUGGUGAGCAAAAGGCAGAAAUUAGCUAGAAAGCGGUUCAAGGAAGCUAAUCCAGAACUAUUCCCUAAGGCAGAACCAACUCCACCUAAAGACCCAAACAAGAAAAAGAAAAAGAAAAAGAAGAGUACUUUCAAGAAGAAAAUAGGAGAAUCCAAAGAUCCUAAUAAUAAGAAACGUUCAUUUACAAAGCAUCCUUUUAGAGUGGCUGGAAUGAAGCCUGGUGAAAGCUGUUUUAUAUGUAAAGAACAUGACCAUAUUGCUAGGGAUUGUCCUAAGAAAGCUGAAUGGGAAAAGAAUAAGAUAUGUCUGCUUUGUCGUCGACGCGGUCACAGCCUGAAGAAUUGCCCCAAUAAGGAUGAUGAAUCUGUGGAUAAGAAGUUAUGUUACAAUUGUGGGGAAACAAGUCAUUCUUUGGCUAACUGUCCAUAUCCGCUUCAAGAUGGUGGAACAAAGUUUGCCAGUUGCUUUAUUUGUAAAGAACAAGGCCACUUGAGUAAGGAUUGCCCUAAAAAUACUCGUGGUAUAUACCCAAAGGGUGGUUGUUGCAAAAUUUGUGGCGGUGUUACACAUUUGGCAAGAGACUGUCCUAAUAAAAGUGGCAGAGCUUCUGAUGCGGCUGCUGCUCAAUUUGAAGACCGGCCAAGGGGACAAGUUACCAAACUCAGCAGUGGGGAUGAUCUCGAGGAUGACUUCAACUUUAUGGCAGAGGAAGUUCAUGAAGAUGGUGAUGCUAAAACAAAGAAGAAAAAAGAACCUAAAGUUGUUAAUUUUGUAGGAUGAGUGAAUCUCCAGAAGGGCUGAUGAUCCUGGAAAGUGCCAUCUAUUGAGUAGAUAUAUGUUCCUUGAAACUGCUCUACAUGCCCUGUCUGACACCUGCAAUCCGCUUUCAAGUUACAUUUGCAAUAUACUUUUCUCCUCUAUGUCAUAUAAUGAAAACACUUCCAUGACAACUUGUUUGAGAGUCGCCUCUGGGAACAGCUAAUGCCUAAUGGUAUUUUUUUAGUGUGACCAAAAAAAGAUUAGGACCAUUUUUGUAGACUUUUUUUUUUUCUUUCAUUUUUAUUCAAUUACUGGAGUGUGUAUCCACCAUAUUGUUUUUUGAUGAAUUGCAUUCUUCCCUGUUCUACUUC
Lycium barbarum (goji berry) is the source of this 1380-nucleotide messenger RNA. RefSeq lists its product as uncharacterized. Gene Ontology annotation, molecular function: nucleic acid binding; zinc ion binding. The transcript is spliced from 5 exons. The record is from RefSeq and is a predicted model, not a curated record. The coding region runs from base 251 to 1030 and encodes 259 amino acids. Lineage: Eukaryota; Viridiplantae; Streptophyta; Magnoliopsida; Solanales; Solanaceae.